AUGGAAGGUAUGACAAGGGGGGAUUUUCAGGGUGACAAGGGGAUUUCAGGAGGUAUGACAAGGGGCGUGACAACGAGGACCUUCGCGGUGUGGCAUGCCGUCGGUUGUGAUGCGGGGAAAACAGUGUGGCGAACGAGUGAAGGGCGCGGUAAUCGCCCUCCUUCGGCGCCCACGGCACAAGCACACCCCGUGUCCACCCGCCCGCCCCCAGUGCCCACGCACAGACAGCCUGUGUCCACGCCGCCCGCCCGUGCCACGCCCACGCCCCUGUGUCGCAACAGCCGCCCGCCCCGCGCCCCACGCCGCCCGUUCCCUUGCCCAUACUGCCCACGCCUUUGUACCCACACCGCCCACCCUUGUGCCCACGCCGCCCGCCCCUGUGCCCACGCCGCCCGUUUCCUUGCCCACACCGCCUACCCCUGUGCCCACCGCCGCCCGUAUCCCUGCCCAUACCGCCCACAUUGUAGCACACCGGCCACCCUUGUACCCACGCCGCCCGCCCCUGUGCCACGCCACCCCGUUCCCUUGCCACCACCGCCCACCCUUGUGCCCACGCCGCCCCGCCUCUGUGCCCACGCCGCCCGUUCCCUUGCCCACACGCCCACCCUGUGCCCACCCGCCACCCUUGUACCCACGCCGCCCCCCUUGUACCCACGCCGCCCACCCCUGUGCCCACGCCGCCCCACACACCCGACCCUGGCGACCCGCGGCGGCUAA
Molecule: messenger RNA, 717 nt
Organism: Penaeus vannamei (Pacific white shrimp)
Lineage: Eukaryota; Metazoa; Arthropoda; Malacostraca; Decapoda; Penaeidae
Source: RefSeq, a predicted model, not a curated record